Bombus terrestris (buff-tailed bumblebee) is the source of this 1375-nucleotide messenger RNA. RefSeq names its product high mobility group B protein 4. NCBI's taxonomy places the organism in Eukaryota, Metazoa, Arthropoda, Insecta, Hymenoptera, Apidae. The record is from RefSeq and is a predicted model, not a curated record. The transcript is spliced from 4 exons. Bases 635 to 1222 code for a protein of 195 amino acids.
AUAUACAUAAUAAGGUCACCUUUUUGUGAUUAAUAUUUCUGAUUAUUCUAUAAAUUUAUAGAAUAUUUCAUCUAUAAAUUUAUCUUUUAUCAUUAUAAAUAUCACUCUGAAGUUGAAACUAUACAACAAAUAAGCAUAUUCACAUUACUAGUAAGAGUACAACAAUACCUAGGUAUUAGCUGGAAAUGACAUAAUGAGGUCAUAAAUUGAGACAUUUAAGGGGAGAUAAGGAGCUCGAAUUGUGGGUGACCCUUGUUCAGGGCUGUAUAAUAACAACUCAGAAUUAUUUCUUCCUUUCAAGUAGGUAUGUUGGCGGUAGAGAAUUCUCUGGCAACACUGGCCACAGAAUGCAUACAGCCCUGAGUGCGGCUAGAUCAAUCGAUAUCACCGUUUAAUGUUUUACGUUUUAAUUUACGACCUCACUAUAUCGCUUCUAACUAUGAUACAUGGCAACCGUAAAAUGUGAUUUGUUAUUUUUAAACGUCAAUUAUAAAUUCUUAUCAAUAUUGUUUUUGAUAGUUAUAAAUUUUGGUAGUAACAAUACCUACGUCUUUAGAAUAACAGGUUCGUGAGUGAAAAAUGCUUAGGUAUUAUUAUAAACAUUGAAAAAUUACGAAUUAUAUGGAUUUCAACUAUGGAUAAAUCUAUAAACCAGAAGCAAAAUUAUGGAUCUGCUGAAAAGAAUAGCAAAGACGAAGAGUAUAAAACAGAUAAUCAGAUUGAAAAAAUAAAAGAAUCUGAAUCAAAUUAUAGACUGAAGUCAAAUAAUUCAAAUCAAAGAACCCAUUCUCGUUCUCGUUCACCAUGUAAGAAUUCCAAACAAUGGAUAAGUUCAAAUGCUUUCAUAAAUUUUGUUCAGGACUUCAGACAAAAUCUUACUGGUGUCAGAAGUACAAAAAUAUUCCAGAUAGCUGGUGAAAGAUGGAAAAAAAUGCCUUUUGAAGAAAAACAACCAUAUAUAAAGGCAGCUAUGAAUAUUAAAAAUGAAAAGCAAAAUCAACGAAAGAUUGAAAACAUAAAUAACGUCGUUAAUACAAAUACAGAACAACCAAAGAAUGAAGAUACACAAAAACAAGAAAAAACUGGCAAGAGAGAAAGAAAGAAAAGGGAAGCAAAAAAAUCUAUUAAGAAUAAAAGUAAUACUGAAUCAGAUGAUGAAUCAAUCUCUUCUGGUACAACAGCCACAAAUACAAGUGAAGAUAUGUCGGAUAUGAGUUCAUAAAUACAAUACAAUCAGUUAUAUAAAUGUGAUGGUAUUUAUAACCAAUUGAUAUUUUGAUAACUUUUCUCAUUGUGUAACUUAUUAUUAAUAAGAGUCAAACUUUUCAUAUAUAGUAAAAUUUUUCAUUUGUAUUAAAAUAUAUUUAUGAUCCAU